AUGGCCAAAACUCUUAUAUCCAGGCUACAUGUCUAUUUGACUGCUGCAGCAGUAUUCAUACUAAUAAUCAUCAAAGGUAUCAUCUAUUCUAUCAUUGAAGACUCGUUGCCGUCCACAGAAGACCCGAGCUUUGUUCCGGGUGCAAAGUCAAUAUUCUUCCACGACACAUCUUGCCGAGGUGGCCUGACUAUACGUCAAGCGUGUUCGGUAGAAGCAGCGGCCAGAGCACACCCUGAGCACAUUAUCUACGUGCUGUUCAGCUGUCCAGUCACCAACUACGCGCAGAAGACGACCUGCCUCGCGACGCUCCUCGAAUUCCCCAAUGUGAAGUUCCUGAGAGUCGACAUUACUGAAUUUUCCAAAGGAACAGCCGUGCAGUCUAUAGUACUCAACGAUAUAAAACUUAGUCAGUACCCAAUACAGCAUGCAGCCGACAUACUGAGAAUAUUGACCCUUAAUAAAUGGGGUGGCAUGUAUCUGGACACAGACAUGAUUGUGACGAGAUCUUUAGAGCAUUUGCCGAAGAAUUUUGUGGCUAAAGAAAAUCUAGAUGACGUCGCUUCGGGCAUCCUAUCUUUUGCGAAAGACGGAAUUGGUGCCAACAUAACUAAUGAACUUCUUAAAAUCAUGGGCCAAGACUAUAACCCAACGGGUUGGUCAGUUGUUGGUCCAGCAGCCAUAGACAAGGUGCUGAAAAUGUCCUGCCCUCAGCUGAUUCACUCGCCCAACUACCAGACAGAGCCCAUCAGUAACUGUCAUGGCAUAACAGUAUUCAACUCCGAUUUGUUCUAUCCAUAUUACUACACGGAGAUCGAAGAAAUAUUUAGUGCUCCAACAGAAGAUUUCGACUUAGGAAGACCUUACGCUUACCAUAUGUGGGACUUCUUGUCGCAUAACAUAUCUAUUCACAAGGACACGGUGUACGAAAUUGUUGCUGGCGCCUUCUGCCCUACGAUCCAUGACACGUACAGAGAUGAAUUUUGUGUUGAAUAG
This is a messenger RNA of Helicoverpa zea (corn earworm), 993 nucleotides long. Its product is annotated as lactosylceramide 4-alpha-galactosyltransferase-like. The record is from RefSeq and is a predicted model, not a curated record. NCBI's taxonomy places the organism in Eukaryota, Metazoa, Arthropoda, Insecta, Lepidoptera, Noctuidae. Gene Ontology annotation, molecular function: hexosyltransferase activity. The transcript is spliced from 3 exons. Gene Ontology annotation, biological process: glycosphingolipid biosynthetic process. Bases 1 to 993 code for a protein of 330 amino acids.